Messenger RNA from Anastrepha ludens (Mexican fruit fly), 485 nucleotides. RefSeq names its product ubiquitin-related modifier 1 homolog (gene Urm1). The transcript has 5 exons. Gene Ontology annotation, biological process: protein urmylation; tRNA thio-modification. The record is from RefSeq and is a predicted model, not a curated record. Gene Ontology annotation, cellular component: cytoplasm; nucleus. Gene Ontology annotation, molecular function: protein tag activity. Lineage: Eukaryota; Metazoa; Arthropoda; Insecta; Diptera; Tephritidae. Bases 113 to 412 code for a protein of 99 amino acids.
CAAAACAGCUGUUUUUGUUUACUGCGUGAUGUAUGUACAUACAUAUUUAUGAAAGCAUGUGUUAGUAAUUUCCAAAAUAAUCGAGAGGAGUGCGUUUAAUAAAUUACUGGAAAUGUCCGAUCUUAAGAUACUUUUGGAGUUUAGUGCAGGUGCUGAACUGCUAUUUGGAAACAUUAAGAGCCGGCAAGUAACAUUGGCGGGCAAUGAAAAAUGGACUAUACGCAAACUGCUCAAGUGGAUGCACGCCAACAUUCUGACAGAGCGGCCAGAAUUAUUCAUUCAAGAUGAUUCAGUGCGGCCCGGCAUUUUGGUGCUAGUGAACGACACCGAUUGGGAAUUGCUCGGUGAACUAGAAUAUGAGAUACAACCUAAUGACAACAUUUUAUUCAUUUCCACUCUGCAUGGAGGGUAGAUACUGACUGCCACCUACGUUGCUGUAGUAUUUAUUUUAUUACAAUAUACUUUAAUUUUUUAUUAAAAUUACA